Exophiala viscosa is the source of this 1546-nucleotide messenger RNA. Its product is annotated as U1 small nuclear ribonucleoprotein 70 kDa. The transcript is spliced from 3 exons. Gene Ontology annotation, cellular component: precatalytic spliceosome; U1 snRNP; U2-type prespliceosome. Bases 241 to 1371 code for a protein of 376 amino acids. Lineage: Eukaryota; Fungi; Ascomycota; Eurotiomycetes; Chaetothyriales; Herpotrichiellaceae. Gene Ontology annotation, biological process: mRNA splicing, via spliceosome. Gene Ontology annotation, molecular function: mRNA binding; U1 snRNA binding. The record is from RefSeq and is a predicted model, not a curated record.
UACCAUGGAAAAAGGCGCUAAGCUGUUUUGAGGUUGCUUGCUGCCCUGGAACUUUGUUGAAGUGCAACAGACAUCGCGUGGACAGAUGUUGCACACUUCUUGCACACUACCUGGGUCGGCCAUACUGCCACUUCCUUGUAAUAUAUCUCGUUCGUUACUUUCUCUUUCCUUCGAAAUUGAUUCUGGGUCAAUGACAGCUUUGUCUCUCGCACACCAGCCUUCUUGUAUCAGUAAAUCAAGAUGACAGACAAACUCCCUCCCAAUCUCCUCGCCCUUUUCCAACCACGACCCCCUCUACGCUACAUUCCUCCUCAAGACACCGCUCCUGAUGAAAGAGCAACGAGACCAUCGCAGCUUUCUGGCCUAGCCGCCUUUCUUCCACAACUUGACGAAUAUCGACAGACAGAUGAAUAUGAGCCCACAGAGUCAUGGCUGCAAAAGCGCGAGCGCAAACGACUGGAGAAGAAACAGCGUGCAGAGGAAAUGCAAAAGCCUGAAUUUGAUGGUUACAAGCCAAAUGACGAUCCCAAGAUCAAGGGUGAUGCCGUCAAGACUCUGUUCGUUGGCCGCCUGAGUUUCGAGGUCAAAGAAUCCGACUUGGAACGUGAAUUCGGAAGAUUCGGCCCCAUCGAGAGAAUACGAAUCGUCAAGGACGAGUCCAACCCGAAACCCAAGAAACCACAUCGAGGUUACGCCUUCAUCGUGUAUGAACGAGAAAAAGAUAUGAGAGCUGCCUACAAAGAAAGCGAAGGUCUGCGAAUCAAGGAUCGUAGAGUUGUCGUUGAUGUCGAACGUGGCCGAAUGGUGCCUGGUUGGAGACCACGAAGGUUUGGCGGAGGUCUCGGUGGACGUGGCUAUACCAAACAAGCACCUGCAAGACCAACAUUCGGAGCUCCGCAGACCGGAUUUGGAGAUGGAUUCAGAGGUGGCUUCGGUGGUCGCGGCGGGUUCCGUGGAGGCUUUCGUGGCGACAGAGGAGGUUUCGGCGACCGAGGUGGCUUUCGAGGUCGUGGCGGCAUUGGCUACCAAGAUCGUGGUGGCUUUGGCGGACGACAAGGCGGCUACCAGAGCGGGCCUCCACCACCUAAUGCACCCAGCGGACCCGGCGGUCGAGGUGGGUUUGGAGGAGGGUAUGAAGAUCGGCGCAACGGCUUUGGAGGUGACCGCGGUGGAACAGGAAGCAAUAAAGAUCCGAUCGGUGGCCGAGAUCGUGGGUAUGAACGAGAUCGUGGCGACAGAGAUCGAGACAGAGAUCGUGAUCGAGACCGUGACCGAUAUGGCGGAGGCAGACGCGACGACGACUACAGCUCGAGAAAACGGUACCAUGAGAACGAUGGGAACGAUGACCCGAGACAGAGACGGCGAUACUGAUUUCGAGUCUGUCAUACGCAUUGGUCGGUGUUUACUACAGCUUUGGACCACGGUUGGUUGGUGGGUAUCCUUCUAUCAUCCGUGCAUUCAAACCAUCUUUUCCGGUUCUGUCAUGGUCCUCUACACGACAUGGUGAAGCAAAAGUACCUUGAUACUCCAGCAUGAUUGGAGCGCC